Messenger RNA from Clonostachys rhizophaga, 270 nucleotides. NCBI's taxonomy places the organism in Eukaryota, Fungi, Ascomycota, Sordariomycetes, Hypocreales, Bionectriaceae. The record is from the annotation of a GenBank genome assembly.
AUGAGCUUCGUCCCCGUCAACCCGCGGCCCAUGCUGCAAGAACUCGUCAACAAGACCAUUCUUGUUCGACUGAAGUGGGGCGAGACCGAGUACAAAGGCACCCUAGUUGCGGUGGACAGCUACAUGAACCUGCAGCUGUCAGGUACGGAGGAGUACGUCUCAAGCAAGCUCACAGGCUCACUGGGCCAAGUAUUGAUUCGAUGCAACAACGUGUUAUGGGUGCGUGGUGCUGGUGAGGGAGAGCCAAAUGAUGCCACCAUGUCAGGCUAG